This is a messenger RNA of Plutella xylostella (diamondback moth), 783 nucleotides long. RefSeq names its product aaRS-interacting multifunctional protein 3 (gene AIMP3). Gene Ontology annotation, biological process: positive regulation of DNA damage response, signal transduction by p53 class mediator. The record is from RefSeq and is a predicted model, not a curated record. Gene Ontology annotation, cellular component: aminoacyl-tRNA synthetase multienzyme complex; cytoplasm; nucleus. NCBI's taxonomy places the organism in Eukaryota, Metazoa, Arthropoda, Insecta, Lepidoptera, Plutellidae.
UGACUGACUGUGACUGAUUUCGUGUUUGAAGAUAAAUAAUCUUGUAUUUUUAAUUUUUAUUUAAGUCUUUUGACUUAAAAUUAAAUUAAAAUAAGUAAUAAACAAUUUGGAAAUGGCUGCUUGUAACGUGGAAGUUAUUAAAUUAGUUGGCAAAUAUUUAAAUACUCCAGUUGGACCGAUUUGUUUUAACUCCGACAGGGUACUAACAACAGUCCUCGAUAAAGAAAAUGUCGAGGGUUUCGCCACUAUUGUUUUGAGGUUGGCUUCAAAGAGUGGCGUGUCCAUGUCCCAAGAACAGAUUCUUCAGAGUUACCAAUGGCUGGAACAUAUUGCUUUGUAUUCGGACCAGGCUGCCAAUAGUGCAACAUUUGCCAAAACUUUCUUGAAGGAUGUAAACAAAGCACUUGAAAAGAACACUUAUUUGACUGGACAAUUCUUAACUAUUACUGAUGUAGCAGCCUAUUAUGUUCUCUAUCCUUUAUUGGAAAGGCUGAGUGUUGCUGAGAAGGAGUCUAUCAUCAAUGUAUGUCGGUGGUCAAAACACAUCCAAGCCCAGCCCAAGGUGUGUGCCAGCCGCGCCCCACUCCCUCUCAAUGUGGUCAAUUUAUCUAUUUUGGCACCAGCAGUGCAUUAAUUAUUUAAGGAGUGCCUAGGUAUGUUUGUAUAAUUUCCUAAUUAUUUAUUGCAUACCAUAAAAUUUAAUUACUGACAUUCUGUAAAAUAAGGCAAUUUUACGAUUUCAAUAAAAUUUGUCCAUAAAAAUGUUUUAUGGUAAAAAGGAAA